GUUAACUCGUGGAUACGAGACUGGAGAGUAGGAAGUUUGAGUUGAGCGUUGUUGUAUCAGACUACACCACGAGUUGUGUUACGUUCGAUCACGAUUUUACGUUCAGUCAGUACCUAACUACGGUACACAACACUGCUACGUAAUAUGUAUACGUAACAUUUAUAUAUAUAUGUCUAUAUAUAUUUAAAUCUCGUGCGUUUAUUACUCUCGUGCGUCUUUUAAAAACCCGCGGGAAAAUAUAAACAAACAAACCCUUACUCCAUUUUUUAACCAGUGAAUAUAUUUAUAAAUAUAAAUAUACAUAGAUAUAUAUAUUUAUAUACUGGUCGAUUAGUUUAUGAUACAUUUUAGUGGAUUGUGGAUUUUUUAGUUUUUUUUAUGUGAAUUUUUAAAAAUUUGUUUUAUUUGUGUGCAGUAGACUCAUAUGUGUAAACAUAUAUGUAUAUAUUUUUAUAUUGUUUGCCGAUAAAUAAAUAUGGAACAUACUUUUAUUAGAUAAUCGAUCGUCGACCCAAUAUCGGCAUCUAUCAAACGCGAAUACUUGAGUUUGCUGAGUAUUUAAUUAUGUGUAUUGUGAUUAUAUUUUUCAAAUGAAGGCUCAAUAAUAAUUUAUAACAAUCUAAAAAGACCGUGACAAAAUGGGUUUGAUCUGGGUUCAAGCUGUCUUGGUUCUCCACACCUUAGUCUUAGCAUCAGCCACCGGGGACUUUCGACACAUUUCCUACGAAGAUUUAGCAGAAAGAAGUAGUUUAUUCCAAGAAGAAGGUGUAACAACUUAUUCGCAAUUAUUAUUCGACGUUUCCAGACAGCAAAUCGUCGUGGGAGCUAGAGAUAACUUGUAUCGGCUGACGUUGAACUCUCUUACGCCUCUGGAGCACGCGUCGUGGCCAGCGCCACCGGAAAAAGCGACAGUGUGCCAAGACAAAGGUCAAACAGCCCAAGACUGUCACAAUUACAUCAAGGUCCUGCUUACCAAUGGCAAAAGUCUCUUUACAUGCGGUACUAAUGCCUUCAGCCCACAGUGCACAUGGCGUGAGAUUGAAAAUAUAAAUAGUAUAACAAGUUCAGUAUCUGGUGUUGCAAUGUGUCCAUACUCACCACAAGCCAACGUAACGGCACUACUGGCUAAAGAAAAUGCUGGUCUGUUUGCUGGUGCACCGACAGAUUUUUCCGGUACUGAUGGUACUAUUUAUCGCACUCUUGCGGCGCCAAGUCUCCGUACUCAGCAAUACGACUCUAGGUGGCUCAAUGAUCCACAAUUUGUUGGUAGUUUUGAAACAGAAGACCAUGUUUAUUUUAUGUUUCGUGAAGUAGCUGUCGAAUAUAUAAACUGUGGAAAGAAAAUAUAUUCAAGAAUAGCGCGAGUUUGCAAGAAAGAUCCCGGGAGUCCUACAGUACAACGCGGAAUAUGGACAACUUUUAGCAAAGCCCGUUUGAAUUGUUCACUUCCCGGUGAAUUUCCGUUUUAUUAUGACGAAAUACAAGGCGCCGCUUACCAUCCAGACGAGGGGAUCGUCUACGCGAGUUUUACAACACCCAGCAACGCAAUCGCGGGUUCAGCGAUAUGUUCAUUCAACAUGACGGCGAUAAAUCAGGCAUUCAAUGGCCCAUUUAAGCACCAGGAGCAUUCGGGAGCAGCAUGGGAAAAAAAACGUGUUCCGAAUCAGUACCGGCAGCAUUGUGGUCGCGUGGAGCAGCCGGCGGCCCAUCAAAUCUUCGACAAUCAGCGCUACCAGCUGAUGGACGAGGCAGUUCAGACGACAUCCUCGGGGCCAUUGCAUACGACGACUCUCGAACGGUUCACUCACAUCGCGGUAGAUGUCACCCCCACCAAAAUCCACCGCGGGGUCACGGUUCUCUACGUCGCCACCACAGAUGGAGUUAUCAAGAAGAUCUCUGUGCUUCCACGGACUCAAGAGACGUGCAUCGUUGAAGUAUGGGGUCCGUUUCCCUCACCGGCGAUGACGCUCCAGUUUCUGAAAGACUCACAGAGUCUGUAUGUGGGGAUGGAAACUGGAUUGUUGAGGAUUCCCGCGGCCCAGUGCCAUCGGCACAAGAAAGAACAGGCUUGUCUGAAUGCGCAGGACCCGUAUUGUGGUUGGAACGCCCAUUUAAUGAAGUGCGAUCAGGCCCCGACGCAAAAUUAUCUGGCCAAUCAUUGGCUUCAAGAGGUAACGAUGUGCCCAGUGCUGACGGAUCCGGUUGACGGAGGCUGGAGUGCCUGGAGCACGUGGGCUUCUUGUCAACAUGGUACUGCUGAAAUGGCAACUGCUCAUAAUAUCAGAUCACAUUUGCGACCGCACAUUGAUACUGAGAGCCCAGAUACGUGCCAAUGUCAAACGCGAGAGUGUAACAACCCACCACCACAAAAUGGCGGCUCGCAGUGUACGGGCACGCGUAUCAAGGUUGCCAACUGCACAUUGCACGGAGGUUGGACAGCCUGGUCCGCGUGGUCAGCGUGCUCACAAACUUGUGGGUUCGCUAUAAAAACACGUCGCCGCACUUGUACGAACCCAGCGCCAGCUUACGGUGGCCGAGUCUGCGUAGGUCACGACCACGACGAAAUAGUCUGCAUUGAUUUACCACCGUGUCCAACACCAGCUAAAGCGCCCUUACCAGCUCCAACGCAGUCAGCAGGUCAAUGGUCGCCAUGGGGAUCAUGGAAUUCCUGCUCACGGGCCUGCAAUGGCGGAAUCCGCAUACGCAAGCGCACAUGCGACAAACCGGCAUCUUCUACAACACCAUCAACUCCUGAGUGCUCGGGCUGCAACUUCCAAAUCGAGGACUGUAACACGCAUUCAUGCUCCGAAACUCGAAGAUAUUCCGCAUGGACACCUUGGUUAUCAAUAAACGGAAGUCAAACCGCUGUGGGAUUCACUGAAAAACGAUAUCGUUUUAGCUGCCGUGCUCAGACUGAUGACCCGGCCUCAGUGCGUGUAUCCUUGGCUAAAGAAGAGGAACGCUAUUGCCGUAAUGACGGUUCGUGUUUGAGAAAUUCAAUUCUGAAUGCGAACAACAACAACUUCGACAAUUCUGACGGUUGGUCUGAAUGGUCAUCUUGGUAUGCGUGCAGCCGUGCAUGUAAUGGUGGCUCUCAACACCGCACUCGCACGUGUGAGGCGCCACCUUGUGAAGGAUCAAGCAUACAGACGCGCAUCUGCAAUACGAAUCCGUGCAAAGGAGCCACAGAUGGUAUCAAUUCCGUGGACAAUGAGUAUCUGCAAAGCAAAGGUCCUAGAGGCGAAUGGUCAUGUUGGACAGAUUGGUCUGAAUGCUCGGUGUCAUGUGGUGUAGGCUACAGAACGAGAACGCGUGAAUGUUUCAAUGACGCUGGUUCCGUGGCGUCAGGAACUGCGGCUGCAGUUGUUGGUUGCGAAGGUCCCAGUGUGAUGCGCGAGUCUUGCGAGAUGCCCAGCUGCGAGUCGUUAUAUGGAUGGGACACCUGGAGUGGAUGGUCACCUUGCGAUGGCCAGACCCAGUUCCGUAAGCGCCAGUGUCUUAUGGAACAGGGAGAUGGAAUUUGUGAAGGUUCUAGUCGUGAAGUCCGCAAAUGCUGGAUUAAUAUCGACGAAGAUGAUGACGGAACUGGAAUGGGAACUGGAAGUGACUGGGGGAGAGACGGAAUCCUCACCAAUGCUCUGCCCAGAAGUGUCCAUGUUGCGGGAAUUUCAGUGGGAGCUGUCGUUGGUGGCUGCAUCGCUGGUUUUCUGCUGGGGUUGGCGCUCACGGCGAUGAUGUGCUUCUUGUACUUGAGGAGAAGGAAACCUGGGGUUCCCGGAAGUCCUCAUUACAUCAGCAAACAGAAUCCUUAUGUUGCUGUACCAUUGAAAGAGGUUAACGCCAAAAGGCAACCGAGUUUCUCAGGUACUAGCAACGGAAAUGGAACAAUACGCAACAAAACUAAUCCGAAUGUCAACGGACUUGGCAGCCCUAAAUUGUAUCCUAAAGCUCUGGAUUACGAGUCGGCGACUUUGAAAAGAAAUAGUCAUGGUCAGCAACACAUUAGGGCUGAUUUGGAUCAAGAAAAAUAUUAUUGAAGUUAGAAAAAGUGGAAAGAAAUGUGUAUAUAGAACGAUAUCUUAGUUUUUAAGUGUCGUAACCCUGAAAAUUUAUGAACAUCCAUGUUUUCGAAGUAUUGGAAAAUUCACAAUUGAGGCUAUACUUUUUUUAUUUGCACUAAUGCGCAUGCGCAGUAAUGACUUAGUUGUAGAAAAAUGGUGGGUAGAAAGAUCAUUCUUUUACGGAGUCAACUAUAAAAAAACAAAUAAAGAAAAAUAAACAUUCCAUACUCAAGUCAAUGAUUAAUCGUGAUAACCCCAAUUACUAUAAAAUGCGAUUUUAAAUUAGGGUCAGUUUACAAAAUUAAUUUGUAUGAAUGUUUGAGAUUGAAAAUUGGAUUCAGGUAUCAUCGGCUUUAUCCGACAUAAAAACAAAUUUUUACAGAUCGGUCAGACUCGAUAGUAGUCGGCUAUCAUCGGUCAUGUUCGGCCGCGCUGUAAAAAUAGAGAAGCCCAAAAACUAAAACAAUAAGAAAUCAGUACUUUUAAUUAAUUAAUUACAAAAAAAUAUACUUAAAAAAUUUCUAUAGAAAAAUGAAUUGGUAAAUAUUCAAAUGAUUCAAAUUUUGAAAAAUUACGAAAAUUAGGUUAUGACAUUAAUUACUUUGGUAUCGAU
Microplitis demolitor is the source of this 4674-nucleotide messenger RNA. It is a transcript of the gene Sema5c, whose product is annotated as semaphorin-5A. The coding region runs from base 639 to 4037 and encodes 1132 amino acids. Gene Ontology annotation, molecular function: chemorepellent activity; semaphorin receptor binding. Lineage: Eukaryota; Metazoa; Arthropoda; Insecta; Hymenoptera; Braconidae. The record is from RefSeq and is a predicted model, not a curated record. Gene Ontology annotation, biological process: semaphorin-plexin signaling pathway; neural crest cell migration; axon guidance. The transcript has 10 exons.